Molecule: messenger RNA, 2175 nt
Organism: Thelazia callipaeda (thelaziosis nematode)
Lineage: Eukaryota; Metazoa; Nematoda; Chromadorea; Rhabditida; Thelaziidae
Source: the annotation of a GenBank genome assembly
AUGCCUGUUUCAACGAGAAACGCUAGUACACCAGCUAAAAAUGCUGUAACAUCACGAAAAAGUGGAAGAAGUUCAAGCAGAAAAAAUAAUGAUAUAUCUGACACAGUUCAUUUGCUAUCAAAUAAUGAACUACGAUCCAAAUUGUUUGAACUUGGUGCUGUUGUGGGUCCUAUAACUUCGACGACUCGAAUUUUUUAUGAAAAGCAGUUAAAGAAAAAGUUAGAAAGAGAAGAAUCGUCUGAAUCAUUGAAUCAUUCGGUUACAAAUGUCAUAGAUUCUCCUCCCAAAUGGAAGGUUCCAACUCCACCACGUCCAACUAUGAUACGCCGUAGGUCACCGUCGUAUACGUCUCCUCCUUCUUCUUCUCGAUCUCGCACGUCUCUAAAUGAAUACAAUGAUAUUUCAAGAGAUACUUAUCCAUCGAAUUUUGAAUAUCAAAAUCAAGUUAAACGUAUUAAUUUUAAUGAUAGUCGGGAAGAAAUAAAUGUUUCAAAACCUGGAUUAAUCAAUGUGCAUGAUGGUGAUAGUGAUGAUCACAUGGAAAGCUCACGUACAAUCAGCACAACAAAAACACGAGUUCCAUAUUCGCAAAAUUCAUUUCCUAUAUUACUAGCAUUAAAUAAGUAUAUCAAGAUGUGGAUAUCGCUUAUUCUCCCUCAUAAAUUUUCAUUUAAGAGACCUACUUCAGCACGGAAUACUAUGUUUGGUCUAGACACAUCACGUGUGCUGCUAUAUUCAUUCUUAUCGUUGUUUAGCUUUUUGUUUAUUGCUUAUAUGGCAACUGUAAAUUCAGCUCUGUUGAUCCAAAGUAGUCGUAAUGCUUAUGUAUGCGGAGUACUAGUUGGUGUCUAUGUAUUGCAGCAAAAUCAGAUGAAAAAAAGCGCAAGAGAUAAACAGCUAACGUUUGAACUCAUUGAAAAAAUCAUCGAUAUUAUUCGAAGUGCAGACGAAAAAGGUGAAAUUUAUGUUGCUGAGCCGCAUGUGCGAGAUAUGCUCCUCCCACCAUCGCAAAGAAUGCGUGAUAGCCCAGAGUGGCGUCGAUGGCAAAAGGCAGUGAAGUUCAUCAAUUUGAAUGAAUCGCGAGUGAGCACGGAAACUAGAAUUAUCAAUGGAGUAGAGUGUUCAGUAUGGCGAUGGAUAUCUGGAAAAAGUAGUGGUUGGCAAGGCAAUGCAUUUCGGGAAACUGCGCGACUUAAUUUGUCGGAUCGUGCUUCAUCACACUGCUUAAAACUUCGAGGAUUGUCUUCUUCUGGCGAUGGUUAUGAGACUAAAUGUCAAGAUUUGAAAGAUGCUUUGCUGCAGAGGAUAGCUCCAAUCCGACCUAUACAUUUUUAUAUGGAAAAAGAUUCCAAGGACGGCAUUGUGUUUACUCGUUUCUCCUCCUUAUCAGAUUGUAAUCGAGCUUUCAGACUAUUACAUGGCACAUGGUUCAAUGGUCAGUUGGUAUGGGCCAAGUUUCUUCGUGAUGAACGUUACGAAGAAAGGUUCCCCAAUGCGCCGCAAGAGGGCGGGACUCGUAAAUGUCAGAUGCUUUCUCUCAGCCUAGGCUACUACUAUCCAGAGCCUUUUAUCUUGCCUCUAUUUUCCAGUAUCAAUGACCCUAUACAAAGUCCAGCUAGUUCUUUAAUUAUGAAUGUGAUUGCAGCCGAUCAAUCUUCCCAUACCACUACUACCAGCUCUAUUACCACUACUACUUUUGACACUGUAAUAAACGGUAAAACCACUGCCCUUACUCAGUCUUUAGUCGCAACUGAUCCUUCUCUGUACCAUUUGAUUAUAAACAGUACCACAAUUACUAGUGGUGGCAUAACGGAAAAUGAAUACCAGUAUGAUGAUGUUUCACCGCAAUGGUGUACUAUAUUGUCAGUUGAUUGCGAAUGUCACUUGUCUUAUCAGUUUUAUGCAUAUGAGGAAAAGCUGUUAUUAGGCCUCAUUACUUUACCGAUUAUUAUAUUUGGCCUGUGCGCAAACAUUACCUCUGUCCGCAUAUUUACCCAUCGCCUCAUGGUUUCUUCAUCCAUUAACUGGUAUCUUGCUUUUCUCUCUAGUUCCGAUACGCUUAUUUUAUUCUCUGCAUUUUUUGUUCUCUCAUUACCCAGAUUGAGUGAAUAUACCAAAACAUGGUCAGCUACCAGAUUCAGGUUUGGAAAAGAUUGUUAUUCAUCUCAUUUAUAA